Procambarus clarkii (red swamp crayfish) is the source of this 813-nucleotide messenger RNA. The record is from RefSeq and is a predicted model, not a curated record. NCBI's taxonomy places the organism in Eukaryota, Metazoa, Arthropoda, Malacostraca, Decapoda, Cambaridae.
AUGGAGAAGGUGCGGGAGUGGAACAUCUCUCGAAAUCAUCCACAGUCAAGAGCGGCCUUCCACAGUCAAGAGCGACCUUCCACAGUCAAGAGCGGCCUUCCACAGUCAAGAGCGACCUUCCACAGUCAAGAGCUGCCUUCCACAGUCAAGAGCGGCCUUCCACAGUCAAGAGCGACCUUCCACAGUCAAGAGCAGCCUUCCACAGUCAAGAGCUGCCUUCCCCAGUCAAGAGCGACCUUCUACAGUCAAGAGCGACCUUCCACAGUCAAGAGCAGCCUUCCACAGUCAAGAGCUGCCUUCCCCAGUCAAGAGCGACCUUCCACAGUCAAGAGCGACCUUCCACAGUCAAGAGCAGCCUUCCACAGUCAAGAGCGACCUUCCACAGUCAAGAGCAGCCUUCCACAGUCAAGAGCUGCCUUCCACAGUCAAGAGCGACCUUCCACAGUCAAGAGCGACCUUCCACAGUCAAGAGCAGCCUUCCACAGUCAAGAGCUGCCUUCCACAGUCAAGAGCGACCUUCCACAGUCAAGAGCGACCUUCCACAGUCAAGAGCAGCCUUCCACAGUCAAGAGCGACCUUCCACAGUCAAGAGCAGCCUUCCACAGUCAAGAGCUGCCUUCCACAGUCAAGAGCGACCUUCCACAGUCAAGAGCGACCUUCCACAGUCAAGAGCGGCCUUCCCCAGUCAAGAGCGGCCUUCCACAGUCAAGAGCGGCCUUCCACAGUCAAGAGCGGCCUUCCACAGUCAAGAGCUGCCUUCCCCAGUCAAGAGCUGCCUUCCACUGUCAAGAGCGGCCAAGUACCAAUAUGUAG